Molecule: messenger RNA, 1265 nt
Organism: Maniola jurtina (meadow brown)
Lineage: Eukaryota; Metazoa; Arthropoda; Insecta; Lepidoptera; Nymphalidae
Exons: 1
Coding region: 161-823 (220 amino acids)
Source: RefSeq, a predicted model, not a curated record
AGUAAUGAAUCAUACUCGCUGAUCAUAAUAACCAAAUAUCAAAAUUCACAAUAAAGAACAAAACAGUGUUUAGAGAAGAAAACUCUCGUAAUUUAAAGAUUGGACUUUUAAAUACUUUUUACGAAUAGUGAAUAAUAUCUACAGCAAUAACAUCACGAGUAUGUCUGGUUAUCUUUGGGGUAUUGCGCAGCUGGUAAAUGAUCCUUCUAACGAUUUAGUAAAUGCAUUACGCAAAAGUAUUGUAGGGCAGCCACAGCAAGCGGAAAGUGCUAACACACAUAAAGCUACUAAUAACGAAAACGCGGAAGAAAAAGAAUUACAAAAAAGCAUCUCUCUUUCUGCCAGAACUCCUAAAACCUCUGGUGUAAAAGUUAAAGAAGAGACAACGCUUAAAUCAAAAGGUAUUCAAGUAGGACAGCAACCAAAUAAACAUCAUGUUGCUGUACAAAGUCUUGGCCCUACCUAUCCUUGUGAUAGAAAAACAACAAGUGUUCAAUAUAAUAGACAAGUUCCUCUUUUUGACCGAGGCACUAGUACAUUUAUUACGGCAACCACAGAUGCUUACACUGAACCAGUUGAAAAGAAAAUUUGUAAAGAACAUAAAGACGUUAUAUUCAUGCUUAAGAACUGGUCCAUUGAUCAUGGUCAAGAUAGCACAGAUUCUAAUCUUAUCACAAAGUUGAAAAAAAGGAUCAAAGGUUUAAUAAAUUUAUUAAAAAUAGAGAAAAUUCAAAGUAUUCCAGAAUAUUACGGACCAGAGAAACAAAUUAAAAAACUAUAUCAAGAAGCCAGCUGUAAUAAAUUAGAUAAAAAGAAAACAUGAGUUAAUUUUGUCAUAAAUGUUUUCAUUAAGUCCUCUCGUGCGUUAGACCUUAACUACUUCAAAGCAGUUCUUGAUUAACUUGUAUCUUCUGAGUAUUAAAUUGGAAAAAUAGCUUUAUAGUAGGUAUUUCACAUAAAUUGUAUUCAAAAAAGCUUUGAUAUUCUAUAAAGAUUCUAGAAGUAGAUUUCAGUUUUAACAUCUAUCGGCACUCCGAGCACUAUUAAGAUUCACGGGCAGCGGUAAUCACUUAAAAUUAGAUGACCCACCUGCUAUUUUGCUCACUAAUUUUAUGAUAUAAAAUUUAAUACUAUCACGAUGAGACCAAUUUUGUUUGAAUGAAUUAAGUUAUUACAUUGAUCAACACAAUAGUUAAUUUUAGUGUGUUAAGUGUUAAAUCAGCUUUAUGUGUCCUUCACAGACCUAUAAUACUUGAUUCUCCCUU